Messenger RNA from Rubroshorea leprosula, 1523 nucleotides. NCBI's taxonomy places the organism in Eukaryota, Viridiplantae, Streptophyta, Magnoliopsida, Malvales, Dipterocarpaceae. The record is from the annotation of a GenBank genome assembly.
ACUAUGCUGCUUUCUCUGUUUUUGCUGCAUCAGAGACUCUCCAUUCCCCUUUCAAGUCAAUGAAGAAAGAAAUUUUUUCUUUCUUUUAAAAAAAAAAGCGAGUAUCAAAUGGGAAAUGGAAGAAAGCAAGAGUCACUGGCACAGUUCAUGGCAUAUAUUCCCUUCUGCAAUACAACCCCACAUAUGUUUCCAGAUAUGGAGUGAGAACGUAGGACACGGCCCCUAACAAAUUCCAUUUUUUUUUUAUAAAUGAGAAUUACAACUUCCCUCAUAUUGACAACAUAAGCUCAGAGAAGGAUCAAAACCCACCAUAUGCAUUUCAGUCCUCUACCUGUCUCUCACCAACAGAACAUUGCAUUGGCCUGCGGAAUAUGCAAAAUCAGAACAUGAACCUGGUAUUGUCCACUGAUGCAAAGCCUAGGCUCAAAUGGACUCCUGAACUCCAUCAGAGAUUCGUGGAAGCUGUCAGUCACCUUGGAGGGGCAGAGAAAGCAACACCAAAGAGUCUGAUGAGGGUCAUGGGAGUCCCUGGACUUACCCUCUACCACCUCAAGAGCCAUUUACAGAAAUACAGGCUGGGGAAAAGCCACCAGACAGAAAUUUGCAUCGACAGUAAGCAAGAAGGUAUCUUUGAAGCAGAAUACAGAGAGAAACAGAGCAGUGAUGGGCAUUUCAGUGAGGAGAUCGAUGAUCGAGGACAGAAUGAGAUGAAUGAAAGCUUGAAGAUUGCUCAGGCUUUACAAAUGCAAAUGGAAGUGCAGAGAAAACUUCAUGAACAGAUUGAGGUCCAGAAACAUUUACAGCUGAGAAUUGAAGCUCAGGGGAAGUACUUACAGUCAGUAUUAAAGAAAGCACAAGAAACGCUUGCUGGCUAUAGUUGUUCUGCUGGAGUAGAACUCAUAAAAACUGAACUAUCUGAAGUAAUCUCAAUGGUUAACGCUGGCUGCACGAGUCCUUCAUUUUCUGAAUUGACAGAAGCAGGAGGUUCCAGCCUAAAGGACAUAGAAAGAAAGCAAAUGAGAGGGACCAUGUAUUCCAUGGAAAGCUCAUUAACAUCGUCUGAGAGCUCAGGAAGAAAGGAAGAGAAGCAAGCAAGAAUUGAAACUGUUGAUAUUCUCGAGCAGUCUAAUACUUGUAUUGAACUUCCAUUAAUGGAAAUUCACCCAGAAGAGAAGCCAUGGAAUAGGGGUAAGGCGAGAAGUGUAAGUACGAUUUCUGAUGGUAUGUGUGUUGAGCAACCCCUUGCUAAGAAACUACAAGCUGAUGAAGAAAAAGGGAGUGACCAAUUGAGAAAGCCUGGAUUCCUGGGGACAUUUGAUCUCAACAGACAAUACCAGAAUGACACAGAAUUUGAUUAAAAAACAAUAGAUUUGAACAUCAAGGAAAUGGAUCAUCUCAAAUGGACACCAUUAACACUGGGGACGACUUGGUAAUACAACACUAUGCGGAAGAAAUUGAUUUAAGACCUAAUCUUAUGUUUAUAAAAAGUAUGUAUAAUGUUGUAUGGAGCCUCAAGAAUUUUU